GUAGUUCUCAAAUAUCUUUUUAAUCUUUUAACUUUUCAAAAAAACUAAAAGUAGAAAGCUAUUUUAUAAGCAAUCCCAAUCACCCCAUGCAAUUUUCAUUCAUAUUGUAUACACGGAUGCAGUGAUGAUCAAUGCUACUCUAGAAAAAAAUUAAGUUACAGAAACAGCAUGAAGGAUAACCAUUAAUGCAUUUAGAAAACUGUUUGUUGAUCACAAAACACCAAUUUCCCACCUUUCUCACAAAGCCCUUGCUCUCCAAUCGAAUCAACCAUCUUUCCAUAGCUGUACGUCAAUGGCAUCUUCCCCAAAACCCUAUGAAACUCUUUUAUACAAUCUCCUCUCCUUCUUCUAUGACCCUUUUUUCUACUACUCAACCCCACCGCCACCUCCUCUCCCGCCGCUCUCAAUCCCCGCCCCCGCCGUCUUACACCUUCGUUCCUGGCGUCCCCCCAAUCCCUCACCCUUUUAGCCCCGACAAGAACCGGUCCCAUACCCGUCUUGUUUGCUGCAACGAAAUUCAUCAGUAUGUCUUCGCAAUUCCUCAUCUCAUCCACGAUUGAUCUCGCCUGCGCCAUUGAUUCACCUCCUUCGCAGCUGUACUCGUAUAAAUACUCAGUUUUCAUAAACAUGAACUUUGUGAGUAAGAUCGAGUAGCGAUUGGGGUGGACGGUGUAAAUCCAUGUACGGCUGGUGAGGUCUAGCUCGUGAGAUCUGGCGAACAGUCCCACGAGUUGUUCUGGAUUGUUCGAGCGACUCUUCCAGAUCUCAAAAGCGAAUUGGAUCGAUUUUGGGUCGACCUCGAUGUCGUCGUCGCAGAUCAGGACGGCGCGUGUGGAAAUCCAUGGGCGGGGGAGGAACCGGGCGUUGAGACUAGACGACGGUUGUCGGAUAACUGAGAUCGGCGCGUCUCCAGGAGACGAGAUCGAGAGGUUAUGUGAGAGUUCCACUAGGGUUUUUGCGGGCGUUGUAGGGUUUCCCCAUAACACAACCACGGCAGCUACAGACGGAGAACUUGAAUACACUCCGGUGACUGUCUGCAGGAUCGGAAUGCGAGAUUCCGAGUAGCCGUUGAUCAACACAGUGAAUUGAUCUGAUCGGAGAGCUUGUGGGGACGGUAGGCGCGUAAGGUCACAGUAAUGAUCACCGGACAGUAGCCGGAGAGAGAAAACGAUGAAGAAGCGUGACGAAGCGACGGCAAUGAAGAUGAAUAUGACUUUACCAGUGGUCAUUCUUCAUUUAUUUCCGAAAGUGACACUAGUAAUGAAGUAAAUUUACAUUUAUAAAAAGCAAUGAAAAAGGAUGGUGGCACUUGCGUAAUUUGUUCGCAACUAUAAGGUUGAAUUUUUGGCUUUGAUGGGUGGUGGGUGUUCUCCAUUUUCACCCUUUAAAAUCUUUAUCCUCAAAGGAGGAAGAAGCAACAAAAAUGGCUUUUUUGGGUGUAACCAAGCUGCCAUUGAUGCCUCUGAUUUCUUUGAAUCCGAACAGGUUUUCAAAGCCCAUCCAUUGCACUUCUCUUCAACAGCAGGGUAUAAAGAUUGAUGGGAGCAUUGAAUGUGAACCUUGUGAUGGGAGAGGAUGGUUGAUUUGUGAUUUUUGUAAAGGGCAAAAGACUAAUGUGAAAUCUGAAAACAAUCGUAUCUAUCGUAGAUGUCCAUCUUGUAGAGCUGUUGGGUAUGUGUUGUGUUCCAAUUGCAAAGUUUUCAAAUGUGUUACUUUCCCUGAUCAAAGUGAUGGCGAAAACUGA
This is a messenger RNA of Lactuca saligna, 1744 nucleotides long. Lineage: Eukaryota; Viridiplantae; Streptophyta; Magnoliopsida; Asterales; Asteraceae. The record is from the annotation of a GenBank genome assembly.